Messenger RNA from Ceratotherium simum simum (southern white rhinoceros), 3073 nucleotides. The record is from RefSeq and is a predicted model, not a curated record. Lineage: Eukaryota; Metazoa; Chordata; Mammalia; Perissodactyla; Rhinocerotidae.
UUCCGGAUUGGACGCGCCCGAAAUCCCGGGGCGGGGAACAGAGGCCGAACGAUCUUGGAGAUUGGCCACGGUGGCGGAUGGACUUGCGGCCGACGGAGCUGGUUCGCCGGCGGCUCCGGCUGGGUGGAGGGCGGGCCGCUUUCCUUGGUCCCCUGGCAGUCAUUGGCUCCCUGCGGUUUCCUUGGGGACGUGGCGCCGCCGGCCAUCCAGGCCUUCUUCCGGCUGAGCUAGAGGCCGCGGGGAGCCUCUCUGGACCGAGCGAAGCGGUGGUGCGGGAGCUGGCGGGCCGCCCGACCUGUGAGUGCUGCAGACUUAGGAGAUGCCUGGGACAAGGAGGCCACCUUCUCAGGGCAGAAGGAAAAGGAGGUGACAGGCGUUGAAACCACUGAAGGGAACCCAUGGCUAGGAUCAGUUUUUCCUACCUCUGCCCAGCCUCCUGGUACUUCACUGUGCCCACAGUGAGCCCAUUUCCCCGUCAGCGGGUGGCAUUCCUAGGACUCUUCUUCGUAUCCUGUCUCCUUUUACUUAUGUUAAUCAUGGACUUUCGACAUUGGGGUGCUUCGUUACCACGAGACAGGCAAUACGAAAGGUAUUUGGCUCGAGUCGGAGAGCUUGAAGCUACUGACACUGAAGACCCAAAUCUAAAUUAUGGACUUGUUGUGGACUGUGGCAGCAGUGGCUCCCGGAUUUUUGUUUAUUUCUGGCCAAGACAUAAUGGGAACCCCCAUGAUUUGCUGGACAUCAAACAGAUGAGAGACCGCAACAGCCAACCAGUGGUUAAAAAAAUCAAGCCAGGAAUCUCUGCAAUGGCAGACACUCCAGAACAUGCCAGUGAUUACCUUCGUCCUCUGCUGAGCUUUGCUGCUGCUCAUGUGCCUGUGAAGAAGCACAAGGAGACCCCCCUUUACAUCCUAUGCACAGCAGGCAUGAGGCUUCUCCCAGAGAGGAAGCAGUUGGCUAUCUUGGCUGAUCUCGUGAAAGAUUUACCCCUGGAGUUUGACUUCCUCUUUUCACAGUCUCAGGCAGAAGUGAUCUCUGGGAAGCAGGAAGGGGUUUAUGCAUGGAUUGGAAUCAACUUUGUUUUGGGAAGAUUCGACCAUGAGGAUGAAUCAGAUGCUGAGGCUCCCCAGGAAUUGGCAGCAGGACGCAGAAGGACAGUAGGUAUACUGGAUAUGGGAGGAGCCUCUCUCCAAAUUGCUUAUGAAGUUCCUACCUCAACCUCUGUCCUUCCUCCACAACAGGAAGAAGCUGCGAAGAUCCUGCUGGCUGAAUUCAACCUGGGCUGUGACGUACAACACACUGAACAUGUGUAUAGGGUUUACGUCACGACCUUCCUGGGUUUUGGGGGCAACUUUGCCCGGCAGCGCUAUGAAGACCUUGUGCUGAAUGAAACUCUUAACAAAAACAGGUUGCUGGGCCAGAAGACAGGUCUGAGUCCCGACAACCCAUUUCUGGAUCCCUGCCUGCCUGUGGGCCUCACAGAUGUGGUGGAGAGGAACAGCCAGGUGCUGCAUGUCCGAGGAAAAGGAGACUGGGCGACUUGUGGGGCAAUGCUGAGCCCCCUGCUGGCUCGCUCCAACACCAGCCAGGCCUCACUGAAUGGCAUCUACCAAUCGCCAAUUGACUUCAACAACAGCGAGUUCUAUGGUUUCUCUGAAUUUUUUUACUGUACAGAGGAUGUGUUGCGCAUUGGUGGCCGCUACCAUGGGCCAACAUUUGCCAAGGCUGCUCAGGAUUACUGUGGCAUGGCUUGGUCAGUACUCACUCAGAGAUUCAAGAAUGGCCUCUUUUCAUCACAUGCAGAUGAGCACCGACUCAAAUAUCAGUGUUUUAAAUCAGCUUGGAUGUACCAAGUCCUUCAUGAAGGAUUCCACUUUCCCUAUGACUAUCCAAACCUGCAGACAGCCCAGCUGGUAUAUGACCGAGAGGUUCAGUGGACGCUGGGAGCCAUUCUGUAUAAAACACGAUUCUUACCACUCAGGGAUCUACGGCAGGAAGGUGUCCGACAGGCCCAUGGUAGCUGGUUCCGUCUCUCCUUUGUCUACAACCACUAUCUCUUCUUCGCCUGCAUCCUGGUGGUGCUACUGGCCAUCAUCCUGUACCUUUUGCGGCUACGCCGAAUUCACCACCGACAAACUCGAGCUUCAGCUCCAUUGGACAUGCUGUGGAUCGAAGAGGUGGUGCCCAUGAUGGGGGUACAGGUGGGCCCGUGAGGCCAGACAAGGACUAGGCAAGCUCGAGUACUCCAGAGUCGCAGCUCAUUAAAUUCCACCACUUUCUUGUACUGGCCUCAGAUGCUGCUUUGCCUAACCGUGUGGAUAUUUGGCCCUGGAAUUUCUACUUUAAUUCCUUCUCAAUGUCCAGGUCCUCUUCUCUGAGAGAAGCUGUAAUUUAGUCUGUGAAGAAUUAAAUAAUGAGAGAUUGGUGCUAACAAAGGGGACCAACCUUAGUCCAAUUGAAGCAUGCUUCUCCUUUAUCUGAGAGGUCUGGUGUGUUCCUGGGAUCUAGACUUUUCUCUCCUUGCUAAAGCAUGAAGUUUGGCAUUGGGCACAUUGGAAGCCUGGUUAAAACCAAACUUACAGCAUCUGAUACAAAGCUGAAGACAUUCUAGCAAGUGCAGCAGCCGCUUCUUUCUCUGUAACAGAGAGAUCAUUUAUGUGGAGAUCCACAGCCUUUAAUAGGAAUCCCAAAUCUUUGCAGUUCAGUGGAACAGAUGAAUUUCCAGGCAACCAAAAUAACACAACUUCCUUGCUUACUUGACAAAGAAGCCAUUUUGAGUGUGGUCCAAGAUCCCUGAUGUUAGCUUGUGAUUUUAAAAGGUUAGAACCUCUUCUAAAUUAAUGGUCCAUUGAAGAUUUUGACAUUAUCUUAUCUGAUGCCUGGUAUGACCAGGAUAGAAAAUUUUUCCAUGUCUAUGUGCCUCACAGGCUAUUUGGGCAUUAAUUUUACUUUUUGAGCCUUAAGUGUGCUUGUAGGAUGGAGAAACUGUAAUGGGGAUUGGAGACCUGAAUUUGUCUAGUUUCAGGUCACUAUCCUCUAGGCCUAUUUUUAUGAGCCCUUAGGCAGGAAGAUU